CUUUGCGGGAGCCGCCUUUGGUUGCUCCCACGUGCAGUUCAGCUCGUUGAAUCUUAACGAGCUUACAUCGAGAGGUAAUUGUACGUUUUCUGCGUCCAGAAGAUACUCUUUAAAAAGAUUUCGUUUGGACAAUAAAGUUAUCGAUUGAUAAUAGCGAUCGAGUCGAGCAGCAGAAGUGAGAAAAUUUAAGAGAAUCAUGCGCAAUGUUUAUCACGAAAAAUGAAGCAAAGUCAGAUAUUUAUCAAGCGUUCCUCGAUACGUCGAUUUGAAACAAUUUAAAAUACGACAGUAGACACAGCAAAGAACUUACAGGAGUGAUGGUUCGAUAACUAUUAUAUAUACUGAAAGGAUCGAUGCGAAAUCGUUGCUAAGAAACAUAUAUUUUUAUCCGAGAAAGAGAGGAAAGUCGAAUAAGGAACGAAAUUACGAUGGGGCUCAACGCGGAGCUUACUGCUAUUCUUCGAGAUGUAGUGCAAUUUUUGGAAUGUCUCCACGAUGUAAAACUCCCAUUGAAAUUAGAGAACGUUCGAGACAAUCUAUUGGUACGUUCGAAAGAUACGCUAACGAAGUUCGUAAUAGAGAGAAUCGGAAGAUCGGCAUCUCCAGAACCGUAUUUAAAUAUGAACGCAACCGGAUCGAAAGGUUUGAUGGCAGCUACACUGAAAACGGAAACCGAGCUUCAAGAAUACGUAGGAGCAGAGGAAUACCAUGAGAUGCAAAAGCCACAGCAACAACAAGAUUAUUACGAGACCUUUCAGGGUGUUGAAUCGACGAAUAAUACUAUUGUACUCUCGACUCGUGAAACGAUCGAUAAUAUUCAAAAUAAAGGAGAAGAGGUUGAAAAUACGCUGAUGGAUAUUUACGCGAAUUUCUCAGCAACGGAAACGAAAAGUAAAUGUAAGAUAUGUGGCCCUCUUUAUAGGAAGGAAGGAAAGAAGUUGUUCGUUUUCGAACAAUAUAGAGCUUGUUGGGUUGGUUUGGUUGGAUUGCAUCUAUUAAUUUACGGAAACGAUCGUGACAAUCGACCGUGCACGAUUUUACCAAUUCAGGGCUACAUGGCACGAGCUGCUCCAAAUGCGAUUCCUCGAGACCAACGUCGAAGCGAAUCUACUUUUGAGAUUUUCCGUCCUGGUAAUAGAACUUUCCAGUUUUCUGCAAAAACUCGGAAGGAUAUGGAACAAUGGGUAACGAAAAUUUGUGAAUUAGGAGGCGAGAAGAACGAUUAUAAAGAGACAACGAAACAAAUGGACACGAACAUUGUCGCAAAUGGUGCUAUCAAGCAACCGAAUGACCAAGAAGACUCGAGUUGCAGGCAAGAGCUUCCCGAUAGAUCUUCGACCGAUCCAAUCGUUGAUCGAUCUAAUGAAGAUACUAAUGAAGGAAGAGGACUGGAUGAUUCUCACGAAUCGGCCAAUCUUUCUAUUCCUUCGCCUGCCACUGGCCCUUCCGAAGCUAUCGUUUCUAUUUCUUCUCGACCACAUUCCUCAACUCCUCCUCCGUUACCAGCUCGAAUCUCCCGAAAAUUACCAAUCCCGUCCCCUCAACAUUCGUCUUACGAACUUCCCGACGAAGAGGAAGACGACAUUUACCAUAAAAUCGAAGAUUUUAGAGAGACGAUACAAUACGCAAACAUCAAAAACAAAAAUGAAUCUGAUGAAAAAGGGAAAAAAGGAAAUAUCGAAAUUGUUACGAAAAAAUCAAUUGGCUCGCGAAACGAAUUAACGUAUGACGAUACCAUCGAUAACAUUACAGCGUUGAAAGAUAAAGUUGUAGACGAACAAAGUAAAUUUCUAUCGUACGAUCACGGCGAGACUGUAAUUCGCAACUCAAAAUCGAUCAAGGUUCGAACAACGGAGAAAGUGGAGGAAUCGGCAAAGUCACCGCAAAAGAAAUCGUUUUUGGACAGAGUGAGAAGUAAAAAGGAAUCUCCGAGAAAAACUGAGAAAAAGACCAAGUAUAAAACUGCGACCUCUCCAUCGCGGCCGCCGGCGUCGCUCUCGCAACUUUCAUCGUCAUUGGCAAACAAUCACGAAUCAUCGAGUUACUAUGAUGACGUAUCCGAGUUGAUAAAUGUUGAGCAAGAAAUUAACCGUUUCGAGGAAGGACAAUCAGAGUAUACUUGUCCACCUCCUCCCAGACCGAUCUAUGUGAAACCACCGAUAGUCGAAAAUGUAACCGAUGCGGAUGAAUUUUAUGAUGACGUCGCGUAUCGCGAUAAAUCACAUCAAACAUGUUCAAUGAAUUUACAGCAAAUUACAAAGAAAUCAAAUCUCUUUCACAAUCUCGCUCGCACGGAUGCUGAUCGGCCUGCUUUCUGCGAGAAUUUAGACGUCUCGCAACAAUCAUUCGAAGAUAACGAGCAUUAUAAAAUGCCACGACCUGAAUCGCAUUAUCCUAGAUGUCUUCCUGUUGAUCAACAAAUUGACGAUUUGUAUGACGACGUUGCUAUACUAGCAGAGUUUACGGCACGACAGAAGGAAGUUCUACAUAACAGAGAUAACGAAAACGCAAUAAGAUCGCAAAUCAGUCCCGAAAAAAAAUCGUGGAAUCGAUUUGUUAGCGGGAAAAGAUCAAAAACGGUUGAUUCAACGGUUACCGAAACGAAUGGUCGAGUUUUAAACGAGACAGAGGAUUCAUCGGAUGACUUUGGCGAACUACACAAUUCUUCGAGAAUGAAUACCUUUCAAAAAUUGAUUAGUAGGAUGGAAAACUCUCUUGGCAAAGCACCCUCUAGGACAACAUCGUCGAUAUUAUUAAAUAAAACAAAUCUCACAAAAUAUGUGUAGCAAAAAAAAAUAAUUCGAAAAGAAACGUGUAUUUACAGUUCACGUAUUCAAAUAUAUGACCAAAGAAAUAAUACGUUAGUAUAUUUAAAAGUAAGUAGUAUAUUUCAAUAUAUGUGUAUUAAUAAGAAUCUUUUAUUUUUUAAAAUAAAUAACAUUCUUUGACUUACA
Molecule: messenger RNA, 2954 nt
Organism: Bombus pascuorum
Lineage: Eukaryota; Metazoa; Arthropoda; Insecta; Hymenoptera; Apidae
Exons: 7
Coding region: 429-2786 (785 amino acids)
Source: RefSeq, a predicted model, not a curated record